Manduca sexta (tobacco hornworm) is the source of this 1407-nucleotide messenger RNA. It is a transcript of the gene Surf1, whose product is annotated as surfeit locus protein 1. NCBI's taxonomy places the organism in Eukaryota, Metazoa, Arthropoda, Insecta, Lepidoptera, Sphingidae. The coding region runs from base 363 to 1253 and encodes 296 amino acids. The record is from RefSeq and is a predicted model, not a curated record. The transcript has 5 exons. Gene Ontology annotation, biological process: mitochondrial respiratory chain complex IV assembly. Gene Ontology annotation, cellular component: mitochondrion; membrane.
UUUAGCUUGAGGGAAAAAAGUGGACAAAGACGAACUUUCACAUAGAUAAUUGGAAAAUUUACACUAUUUUUUUUUGCUCAAGAUUGGGCAAUUUGGACACACUCCCCUGUCCUUUACCCAAAGAACGGAAAAUCUAUAGUCUUUUUUGCUCCUAUGUCUUCGUACUACUCGUCUGAGCGACUUAAGGCUUCCCAUUCAACUCUCAAAACUGAGCCGAGUGAGACGAGAUGUACUACCUACCAACUUUUUUUAUGCCGAGGGAAUGAAUGAAUAAUAUUUAUGACAGGAAUGAAUGAAUGAAAGUUCCCACUCUCUUUGCCGGUGUAUAUUUUUAAUUCUGAAGCUGAACAUUCUGAAUAAAAAUGUCCAACAUACUUAGAAAUAUUUGUAAUAUAUCCAGAAACAUACACUUUUAUAAAAGUAAUAAUGGCAAAAAUAUGUUUUUUAAUACAGUAAGAUGUAGGGUAAAUGUAGUUAACAUCAGAAGUCACAAGAUCCAGGGGAAGAAGGAACCCGUAGAAAUAAUAAAAUGGAUUUUGUUGAUGAUACCAGUAAGUUCCUUUGGGCUGGGUUCAUGGCAAGUGUACAGGCUGCAGUGGAAAUUGCAGCUAAUUGACAUGAUGCAGGCAAAGUCGAAUGCUACACCUGUAGAUAUUCCUAAAGAUUUUACAGAACUUGAUAAAAUGGAGUACAUGCCGGUAAAAGUAAAAGGAGAGUUUAUUCAUGAGAAAGAAAUUCUCAUUGGUCCUAGAGCUUUGAUUGAAGAACAAUCGCCUACGGCCAGAGUUGGUUCACUUGUUUCAGACCCCAAGAAAAAUCAAGGAUGGCUGGUAGUCACACCUUUUAAAUUGGCCGAUUCUGGUGAAGUGAUCCUCAUUAAUCGUGGUUGGGUUCAUCAAAGUAUGAAGCCAAAAGAGAAACGGCAACCGUCCAUGAUUACAGGGCCAGUGGAACUCGUGGGUGUGGUACGACUUACUGAGAAGAGAGCACCAUUCAUGCCCAAGAAUCACCCAGAAAAAGAUUCUUGGUUUUACAGGGACCUGGAGGAAAUGAGUGAGCACAUCGGAUGUACCCCUGUUUGGUUGGAUGCUAAAGGUAUAAUGGACCCCCCACAAGGCUGGCCUCUUCCCAAUCAGACAAGAGUGACUCUUCGAAAUGAGCAUCUGUCGUACAUAAUCACCUGGUAUAGUUUAUCAGCAUUUACAGGAGUUAUGUGGCACCGUUAUUUUUUGAGAAAACUGCCACUUUUAUAGAGUAAUAUAAUGCAAUAAGUUUUCAUUAUAUUUAUUUACGCAAUGUUAUAUUUACUGUAAAUAUUUUGCAUUAUUAGAGCAAUAGUUUGUGAGUUAAUUUAGAGACAAUUAGUUGUUUAAGGAUUUUACGUUAUAUAAAUAUCUUAAAACAAAA